GUUGAGAACGAAACGAACCAGCUCCAGGAUGGCUCUCUGAUCGACCUGUGCGGAGCGACGCUGCUGUGGCGCACCGCGGAAGGCCUUUCCCGCACUCCCACCGUCAAGCACCUGGAAGCGUUAAGACAGGAAAUAAACGCGGCGAGACCCCAGUGUCCUGUGGGCUUUAACACUUUGGCCUUUCCCAGCAUGAAGAGAAAAGAUGUCGUAGAUGAAAAGCAACCGUGGGUGUAUCUGAACUGUGGCCACGUCCACGGUUAUCACAACUGGGGAAACAAAGAGGAGAGAGACGGCAAGGAUCGCGAGUGUCCCAUGUGCCGCUCCGUCGGUCCCUACGUGCCGCUCUGGCUCGGGUGUGAAGCGGGAUUUUAUGUGGAUGCGGGACCUCCAACUCACGCCUUCAGCCCGUGUGGACACGUGUGCUCAGAAAAAACAACUGCAUAUUGGUCCCAAAUUCCUCUUCCUCACGGUACUCACACGUUUCACGCAGCCUGUCCUUUCUGUGCCCAUCAGCUGGCUGGUGAGCAAGGUUACAUCAGACUCAUUUUCCAAGGACCUCUUGACUAACACGCGUCCUUCCGAGGACUGCAGGAAACUGAUAAGCUAAACCAUUCUGAUUUUUAAACCAACUGGUUUUUCGUAUUCUCUGGGCUUUGCUGAUUUGCAUUAAGAUGAAGAAAUUUUGUUGGGUUUUUUUGUUGUUACAGCAGCUAAAUCCCUCUCUACUGAGAGAAGUCUGGAAAUGGAAGAAACGAGGGGGGAGAAGGGGGAGAACUCCUGCUUUUCUCUUUUUUUUAGUGAAUAACUCCUGGAGAGGUGAAGGAAGAGCUGUAGAGUGAACUUUGAUGCCUUCCCUGUCAUGAUUUUAAAUCACAUGCCCACAGUGUGUUGGAAAGUUGUUUCCUUCUUUUUUUUUUUUGUAUAUGGAGGGUAAAUAGUUCAAAGAACAUGAGUUUACAGCUUGGAUGCAAACGUUGUAAAAUAUA
Molecule: messenger RNA, 986 nt
Organism: Antrostomus carolinensis (chuck-will's-widow)
Lineage: Eukaryota; Metazoa; Chordata; Aves; Caprimulgiformes; Caprimulgidae
Product: E3 ubiquitin-protein ligase pellino homolog 1
Exons: 1
Biological process (GO): protein K48-linked ubiquitination; regulation of Toll signaling pathway
Molecular function (GO): ubiquitin protein ligase activity; protein binding
Source: RefSeq, a predicted model, not a curated record